Molecule: messenger RNA, 3219 nt
Organism: Ramularia collo-cygni
Lineage: Eukaryota; Fungi; Ascomycota; Dothideomycetes; Mycosphaerellales; Mycosphaerellaceae
Exons: 1
Coding region: 1-3219 (1072 amino acids)
Biological process (GO): protein phosphorylation; meiotic recombination checkpoint signaling
Cellular component (GO): cytoplasm; nucleus
Molecular function (GO): ATP binding; protein binding; protein serine/threonine kinase activity
Source: RefSeq, a predicted model, not a curated record
AUGGAGGAAAACGAAUCGACACAAUGCACUCAAGGAGUGGUCGAUCCAAGGCGUAUGGGCAGAAACAACUCUGGCUUGUCUGCAGAAGACGUGGCAGAUGUGAUGUGUAUCCUGCACCCAACAACGAUAGCCGCUUUCAAACUAGUAGCGGAAACUGCUGCGCGAGCUCCAGAGCACAUACUUCAAAAUGCCAACCUGGGCAGGCACGACUCGGACGUCACACCGAGCAUGGUGGAGGAGCAAGAGACUUUUGUGCUGAACGAUAACGCUUCCAAUCAGGCUCUGGACCUAGCGCUGCGCUUCUCGACAAGGACGAUUCAGCCCGCGCUUGGCUUUGUCUUUGGGCGAAACGCGGACCUAUGUGACAUCGCGGUCAACGGUGACGUCCAUAAACGGGUGAGCAAUUUGCAUUUCGCCGUCUACAUGAAUGACUCAGGCGUUCUCAUGCUUAAGGACAUGUCGACAAAUGGCACUAUGGUAGACGAUGUGCUACUCAAAGGGAAGAGCGACCAUCACCCGAAGUCUCGUAUGCUGAGCCAUGGCUCUAUCAUCGCCAUCAUCUCGUACAACAACGAUGAAAUACUCAAAUUUAUCGUGCGCMUUCCAUCCCGAGACGGCUUUCAAGCACAGUACGAGGCCCAAUACCGUCGCUAUAUGGCCAGGCAGUCUGCAGACGAGAUGAGGUACCGGCAGCGCAAGGGUGACGAGCUGCUGCUGAACCCAAGGCUCGCGCCAGCACACCCGAGGCAGCAGCACACGUCUGUCAAGGCCCCAAUGAUCCAGAAUCAGUACGGAAUGCACUGGAGCGGAGGCGACAAGUACAACGUCGUUGGCCAAAUUGGCAAAGGCGCCUUUGCCAGCGUAUACCAACUGGCGACCAAGAGAGACGGCCAGCUGUUUGCAGCCAAGGAACUUGAGAAGAGGAAGUUUAUCAAGAACGGGAUCCUCGACCGUAAGCUCGAGAAUGAAAUGCAGAUCAUGCAGUCCAUCAGCCACCCAAGCAUCGUGCAAUACUGCGAACACGAGGAUAUUCAAAACCAUCUGUACAUCAUCAUGGAGUUCGUUGCCUGCGGCGACUUGCAGCAGCAUCUGACCGAAUACGGACCUCUGUCAGAAUCCAUGGCUAAGCAAAUGGCCACACAGGUUUUUGAUGCCCUCCAUUAUUUACACAACAAGAGAAUCACGCAUCGAGAUAUCAAGCCCGACAAUAUACUCAUCGCGUCGCUAGAUGAUGAUAACUUCGUCAUCAAGCUCUCGGACUUUGGACUUUCUAAGGCUGUGAAGGACAACGACACUUUCCUCAAAACCUUCUGCGGUACGCUCCUUUACUGUGCGCCAGAAGUGUUUCCACAUUACGAUGCCCACGUCGCCGGUCAAGGAACAAAGCGGCCACGAAAGCAGAUGCCGCCGGCGAACAGGUUCCACAGCUACAGCCAGGCGGUUGACAUUUGGUCGUUCGGGGCGGUCUUGUGGUACUCUUUGUGUCAUAAGCCGCCUUUCGAGGGCGUUGCCGAUAACACCGGCCGCGGCAUGUUCGAUAAGAUUAUGAUGACACCUCUGGACGCGGCAGAUCUGACGAGGCAAGGGACUUCAGAAGAGGCUGUUGCCUUGCUGGUGCAGAUGCUUAAUACCGAUCCAGCGGCGCGACCAUCUGCCUUAUACUGCAUGCAACAUGAGUGGUUUGGACCUCACAAAGCAUCAGCAUUACGACGGGCAGCUUCCCCACGACAGGCUGGAUUGGGCAUGAUCGCAGAGGUCUCCGAGGCGGAACUAGGAGCUCGGGAGGAGUACGACGUCGCGGCGCUGAACAGUCAGUACAGCGAGGUCAGCUUGAACGAAUCGGAUUACAGCUUCUUUGAUCCACGUCAAUCCAAGCGCUUCAAAACGAACGACAUGGAUUAUCGCGAGCAGCACGGCGAUGUGAUGGAGUCGAGCGUGGAGCAGUGCCAAGCAAUACCGAUCAUCCUGGAGGAAUCAGAGCAGGAACAGGAACCGUCCCUGUCGGAAGAUGCGGCAAAGUCAAAGCCUCCAAAGCUGUUCGGUGAAAUCAGUCACUCUGACCUACCAGCCAUGCGUCAGAACAACAUUGGUGAAGAGGCAGCUCCGAACCAACUCAAGGAGCGUGAAGGUCGGCAUUUGUCCCAAGGCAGCCCGCGCAGCGGUCAAAUCGACUCGCUUAAGCCUUUGGAGGCGUCUCCAAGUCUGUUGGGGGCAGAAUCGUUGGUUCGGGACCUGAACAUGGAUUCCCCCUAUCCCAAUUCAUCCAAUGGCGAUGGCAGUGACCUUGGGUCUCGAAGCGAACCGACUUCACCUAAGACUCCGGGUAGCGUCGGGGAGCACCCAUCGCAGGAGAUGCCAGCUGUAUUGCCAGACAACACGCCUAAGCCGCCAGCGCCUGUGCCUUUCAGGCGCCGGAUAAACUUGCCGCUCCCUCCAUCUUUCUGGUGGGACCCGAAUGAUCCAAGCACGCACACGGUAGAGUACGCAUCAAAAGCCAGCGGGCAUGACUUCUCUGCCGAGCCUCUUUACAUUCCAAAGAGCACAUCGAUACCCACGACAAUCAGCAGACGCAGCGAAGCAGGCAGUGAAAGCGCAGCUGGGGUCGAUGUUCAAAAGGAAACUUCUUAUCCCGAGCUUUUAGCCAUCAGCGGUACCAGCAGCAAGCAGCAGAGUGCCAAUGCGCGAGCCUUGCCGAGCACCCGACCGCGAUUUGGUCGACUCGUGCCUACGGAUGACUCCUUCUCUCAAACCGUGAUCGAGCUGAACGCCGCUCGCACAAGUUGGGGACGUAGUCCGGAAAACACAGUGGUCUUCCCCAACAGGAACGACACCCGCGUUCCCAAACUCGGACUGUGGGUGUUUUUCCACGCGCCUGGAAUUGAAAAGGUGCCAGAAGGCGCCGACUUCACCCAUCUCCCUGGAUUGUACUGCGGAAUCCGUACGCACGCUAGCCGCGGCGUGCGCAUCAACGGCGUGCAGUUGACGGAAGGUGAGCACGGCAAAGGCAAUUACGGUCGGCUUCAUACUGGCGACCGUAUCGAGGUGUGGGCAGGUAGCCGUGACGGCAGUCCGGGCUUGACGUUUGCUGCUGAGAUAUUCUAUGGCGAGGGAGUGGCGCCCAGACCCGCAGACGCUCCCAAGUUCAAGGUUAUCCGGAAAGCAGGCAACAGCAGUGCUACAGCCUCUGUUGACGAGGAGACGGGAGGGCGUACGGCGUAA